Messenger RNA from Scedosporium apiospermum, 450 nucleotides. RefSeq lists its product as uncharacterized. The record is from RefSeq and is a predicted model, not a curated record. The transcript is spliced from 3 exons. NCBI's taxonomy places the organism in Eukaryota, Fungi, Ascomycota, Sordariomycetes, Microascales, Microascaceae. Bases 1 to 450 code for a protein of 149 amino acids.
AUGAAACUCCAGCUCUGCCUUGCCCUCGCCGGGCUCUCGGCGAACUUCGCAGACGCUAGGUUGGCUAAUUUCUUCUCAAAAUGCAAUACUGAGGCUGAGCUACUCUCGAGCUAUGAGGCUUGCUCGGACGCUAUGCAUACCAGCGUGAAGAAGACCUGCGACCCUAUGACCAACUUUAGCGACUGCGCCUGCUUGUUUGGGACAAGCAUGGUUGCGACCGGUGUGACAAUUCUUUGCCCUCCUGAUGUGACGACCUCUUACAUCGGCGUUGGUUGCGCCACCCGCGGCAUUAACACAGAAGACUUUGGUGCGGAGGCCACGCCGGAAAGUACCGGGGCGUCUUCAUCGAAUAACGGCGCAUCAGGGUUAGGAUCUGUCGCUGACGGCUUGAUCAUCCCAGUCGCCGUUGUUCCUGCUGGGGUCAUUGGGGGUCUGGCUGUCCUCAUGUAA